AUGUGGGCGCCUCAGGCUGUCAAUGGCCCCUCCCCGAUGGACUUUGAAGCGGCGCCUUCUUCUCGCGCUGCGUUCAACGAGGCUACUGGGGGCUCUGCUGCUGCUGCAGGAACAGCUGCUGCUGUUCCUGCAGCACGGCGAGACAGGCCAGGGGCUUCUCCUCUAGAAGGCCUUCUUGACUUUGACAGCAGUGAAUUGCCCCCUCGAGACCCUCUCUGUGCGUCUCCUGCUGCUGCUGCUGCUGCUGCUUCUCCUCUUCCUUAUGGGGGGCCCUCAGUGGUCUCUCCCUUCCCAGACUCAGCAGCUCCUGCUCGCUUCUCUGAGGCCCCCUGGCCUGCUUCUCCCAUUGCUGCUGCAGCAGUCUCUCCUCUCUCUCCUGCUGCUGCUGCUGCUGCCUUCGAGACCAAGCAGCAACAGCAAAUAAGCACUGGGGGCCCUUCCCCUUGGAGUGACGGCUUAGAAUCUCGGGGCCCCGCAUCGCCUCUGAGAGGGCCCCCGGGGGCCCCCUCAGAAGGACCUACGAGCAGCGUUACACAGCUUGAAAACACAGAGGGAGGCUGGCAGCAGCAGCAGCAGCAGCAGCAGGGGCAGGGGGCCGUCGCCUCAUUUGAAGCGCAAGGCCUGGCUGUGGAGAAUCGCGAGCAGCAGCAGCCGUUUCAGCAGCAACAGCAGCAGCAGGAGCAUCAGCAGGAGCAGCUGGAUUCGUUUGAUUGCUGGGGAGACUGGAGCGCUCCCCCGUUGCAGCAGCAGCAGCAGCAGCAGGGCCCUGCAGCCCCCCCGCCCUCUUUGGGCUCGAGUGAGGCAGCAGCACGAAGUGCAGCAGCUUCAGAUCCGCACGAGACACAGCAGCAAGACCACGUGCAGCAGCAGCAGCAGCAGCAGCAGAUGCUGCUGCAGCAACAGCUGCAGCAGCAGCUGCUUAAGCUGCAGCAGCUAGAAGCCGAGCCUUUAGGAGACUCGCAGGGACAAGCGAAGGAGCACCGUGCUGCAGCAGAUGAGCAGCAGCAAGAUCAGCAGCAGCAACAGUGUCAGCAGCAGCAACAAGAUCAGCAGCAGCAGACUACAGCCUCCCAACUGCAGCAAGGAGCCAGUGAAGACAGCCCAUCUGCUGUCUCCAGUAUGCUGCAGCAACCAUCAGCAGCAGCAGCUACAGCAGGAAUUGAGCACCAGCAGCAGCAGCAGCAGCAGCAGGACCUCUUUAUAGGAAACGGGGUUCUGGCGGGGCAGCAGCAGCAAUCUGCUAGGUCAGAGCAAGAGCACGAGCAGCAGCAGCAGCAGCAGCAGCAGCAGCAGCACGAUAGCGCUGGUUCUGGAGCAGCAGCAGAUCUGGCAGCCCGUGAUGUAUGGGCCCCCUCUUCUGCAGAGUAUGCAGCAGCAGCAGCAGCACCUGCAGCAGCAGCACCUGCAGCAGAAGCAGUGGCACCUGCAGCAGCAUCAACAGCAGCAACUGCUGCUGCUGCAGAAGGUCUAGGAGCUGUAGCGACAGACGGAGUCAGUGAGGGUUUGCUGCUGCUUGCUGCUGACUUGAAGGGAGAGAAGCAGCAGAAAGAAGCAAAUAAAGAAUCAUGUGAGGCGGCAGAUGGAGAGACACUCCAGCUGCGGGGACACCCAGCUGUUACUGCAGCAGACGCAGACGACGCUGCUGCUGUGGGGCCCCACAGCGGCCUCUGGCACCCUCCUCAGCAUGAACAACAACAAGCAGCAGCAGCAGCAGCAGCAGCAGCAGCAGGAGGGUCCCCUUUGCUGCUGAGCGUCGGCAUUCGAGGGGAAGCCUGCGCUGCUUCGGAGGGUGAGGAGAGGAAGCUCUCAUCAGGGUCGGUGCGGCAGCAGGAGCCCAGCAGCAGCAGCAGCAGCAGCAGCAGCAGCAGGCCCUUGCCUUUAGGGGCUCUCAGCAGCAAAGACAGCGCAUGCAUUUCCUCUGAAGACCACCGAGGGCUUUGUCGUAGCUCCAGCGAUUUGCAGUCGGCGUUCUCUCCACCUGAACAGCCACCAACACCAGAUUGUGCUGCUGCUGCUGCUGCUGCUGCUGCUGUUGCUGCAGGUGAAGCAGCAGAAGCAGCAGCAGCAGCAGGGGAAGACGGCAGUUUCCCCUCUGGACAGCAAGAAGCGGAGGAGCCGAAGUCGCAGCAACAGGAAGCCCUUUCACCACCCGCUUCAACAGCAGCAGCAGCAGCAGCAGCAGCAACAGCAGCAGCAGCAAGUCGAGACACCACUUCGGAUGGCAGCGAAGCACCUCAGGAGGUGCAGCCGACACAGACAGCGUUUGAUCCCGCUGCAGCUGCCGCACAACAAGAGCAGCGGCAACAGCAGCAACAAGAGCAGCAGCAAGAGCAGCAGCAGCAACAGCAGCAGCCGCAGCAGCAGCAGCAGCAGCAGCAGGGUGUCACUGGUGGGGCUGCAAGUCGGUUGCUGCGCGCUUUGCCUUUUAAUUUUGUUUUACGGGGGGGAGGGCCGAAGCAGUCUCCACCUUCAGCAACAGCAGCAGCAGCAGGAUCUCCAGCAGCAGCAGCAACAGCAGCAGGAUCACCAGCAGCAGCAGCAGCAGCAGAUGCUGGGGUGGCCUUGCAGGGCCGUACAGAAUUUGAACGGCUGCUGCAAGAGGGGCGCAACACACCGACGAGCAGCAGCAGCAGCAGCGGAGCGACAGCAGCAACAGCAGCAGGAUCACCAGCAGCAGCAGCAGCAGCAGCAGGAGCAGCAACCGAAUUAGCUGUCAUGGCGAGCGGGGCAGCAGAAACACCCCCCCCACCACCACCACCACCAGGAGCACCUGCAUCAGCAGCAUCAGCAGCAGCAUCAGCAGCAGCAGCAGGAGGUCAGCCUCGUACUGCAUACAGUUUAUUCUUAGAGCGGCUGAAGCACCCGUCUUGUAGUGCUGCUGUCUGCAGCAUGCGUCGCUUCGUUGAAUCCUUCCCUGUGGGGCUUUCGAGUGCAGCAGCAGCAGAUAUGCUGCAUACAUUUGCUGCGAAGGUGCUGCUAAUGCUGCGACAGACUGAAGCUUUUGCUGGGCUUGAAGAGACACCAGAGGCAGCAGCAGAUGGAGGUGAAGCAGGCGAAGCUCUUGAGAAGUUUCUUAUUCAGAAACUCUAUGCGCUUCUUCCUAAAGAGACAAAAGAAGAUGUGCAAGAAGACAAAAUAUUAUGUGAAAAGAUCCAGCUGCUUUCUUGGGUGCAGCCGAAGCACUUAGAAAUACCCGAUUGGAAUGACUCUCCUGCAGCAGCAGCAGCAACAGCAGCAGCAGCAGCAGCAGCAGCAGGAGCAGCAGCAGGAACAGCAGCAGGAACAGCAGCAGGAACAGCAGCAGCAGCAUCACCAGAAGGAGGGACAGAAGCAGCAACAGCAGCAGCAGCAGAAGGAGGAGAACCAGCAGCAUCACCAGGUACAUCAGCAGCAGCAGCAGAAGCAGCAGGAGCAGCAGCAGGAGCAGCAGCAGCAGCAGCAGCAGGGGGUCUGUUAAACUUUGAUGCAGUGGUGGGCUCUGCUGCAGCAAAGCUGCAGAAGAUGCAUUUAGUAAGGGCUCCUCGGGAUAAGCUUCGGCUUGUUUUAUUUGCAUGCAAGCUGCUGAUGUCAGCCCUAGAGCAAAGGAAGCAAACAGCACCUGCAGCAGACGAUUUGCUGCCUCUGCUGAUAUAUACUUUAAUUAAGGCGAACCCUCCAAAGCUAUACAGCAACAUUCAGUUUGUUGCAGUGUACAGACACCCGAAUCGCAUGCACGGCGAAGAAGCAUACUUCUUCACGCAUCUUUGCUCUGCUGCUGCUUUCAUUAAAGCUGUUGGUGUAUCUCCGGGGGUGCUUCUGUGUAUUGACCCCGAAGAAUAUGCAGAUAAGAUGCGAAAAGCGCAGAUAAACCUCAAACUGCAACAGCAGCAGCAGCAGCAGCAGCAGCAGCAGGGGCAGCAGCAGCAGCAGCAGCAGCAGCAGGGGCUUUCUCCUGCUGCACCUGCUGCUGCUGAGGGAACGGCAACAGCACUUGCUGCUGCAGCAACAGCACUCAGCACCCUCAAAUACCUGAGGCAGGGAGACGAAGAUACAAAUAAAGAAGCUGAGGUGUCUGUGCAGCAUGUUGGGGUUUCUUUGCUGCAGCGGCAGCAGCAGCGGCAGCUGCAACUGCAGCAGCAGCAGCUGCGGCUGCUGCUGGCUCAAGCAACCAACGCCCCUCGCACAUUCUGCGGUGUACGUACAGCAGCAGAAUUAAAAGUAGGAGACUUAGAAGCUUUAUUAGGAGAGUAUAAUGAAUUAGUAGGGGUUAUAGACAGAGCAGUGCUGCUGCUGCAGCAGCAGCUAAGGCUAGAGCAAGAAGCUAGCUCCCUGCAGCAUGCAGCAGCAGCAGCAGGAGCAGCAACAGCACCUUCGGAUGGUUCGAGUUAA
Molecule: messenger RNA, 4368 nt
Organism: Eimeria acervulina
Lineage: Eukaryota; Apicomplexa; Conoidasida; Eucoccidiorida; Eimeriidae
Product: vacuolar sorting protein 9 domain-containing protein, putative
Exons: 1
Coding region: 1-4368 (1455 amino acids)
Biological process (GO): vesicle-mediated transport
Cellular component (GO): cytosol; endocytic vesicle
Molecular function (GO): small GTPase binding; guanyl-nucleotide exchange factor activity
Source: RefSeq, a predicted model, not a curated record